AUGACAUUUCUGGAUGUCGAAGCACGACAACGAGCACUCAUCGGUGCUUGGCUAGGUCUUUGGUCGGAUGAACUUAUUACACCUAUGGGACCGUCACAUUCAAUUGGAUAUCAAUUGGGAUCACAUUUUGGAAUUCCUCAUGGAAUCUGUUCAUGUUUAACUCUUGCUGGUACCGUUGCCAUUCAAGCCAAGUAUUUACCGGAUACCGAAGUUAAACAGCUCGGAUCUCUCUUGCCGUUUGUAACGAAAAUCACGCCACACGAAGACAUUGGCGGUCCACGCGAACAAGCCCUGAAAGUAUCUGAAGCCAUUGCUAAACUGAUUGCCGAUUUGGAUCUUACUAGUACAUUGCAUGACUUUCAAGUACCUAUGUCCAACUUUGAAGGGAUUAUUGAACGGGCACUUCCUGAUGGCAAGACCGAUCUAAGAUACAAAGAUUUUGUUACACUUCUUGAAAAUAUCUAUUGA
Rotaria socialis is the source of this 468-nucleotide messenger RNA. The record is from the annotation of a GenBank genome assembly. NCBI's taxonomy places the organism in Eukaryota, Metazoa, Rotifera, Eurotatoria, Philodinida, Philodinidae.